AUGGCCACCUCCAAAGCCCCUCAGCCUGUCGAACAACAUCAGGAUGAAAUGCAGGCUGUUGAGCCGCCAAAGGCAACAGCCCCUGGUGUCCCUGAGAUUAGGUAUCCUGACUUCCUACUAGCGUCCAUCUUGUACUUGGCCUUGCUCUUGGCCAUGUUUCUCGUGGCAUUGGACAUGAGCAUUAUCGCAACAGCCAUUCCCACCAUCACCAAACAGUUCCAUGCAGUCGAUCAGGUGGGCUGGUAUGGCUCCGCCUUUUUCAUGACACUGGCCGCAUUCCAGUCCUUCUGGGGCAAAGCGUACAAAUACUUCCCAUUGAAAGUCGUCUUCCUGCUAUGUAUUGGCCUGUUUGAAGUCGGCAGUCUGAUUGUCGCCGUUGCAGAGAAUAGCGUGACUGUGAUUGCCGGACGCGCGGUUCAGGGUCUCGGUGGUGCUGGUGUCACUGGUGGGUGUUAUACCAUCUGUGCGUUCAUCACUCGACCAAGGUUGUUGGCUACCAUGCUUGGGAUGUUUAGCGUGGUUUGGAGCUGUUCGUCUGUGCUUGGCCCGGUGCUGGGGGGAGUCUUCACCCAGGAUGUUUCGUGGAGAUGGUGUUUCUGGGUCAAUUUGCCUGUUGGUGGUACGACAAUGAUCAUCAUCUUGCUGUUUUUUAAAACACCCCCGCACUCUCGUGUUGCUUCCACUACUUGGAGAGAGGUGCCUGUGCUUUUCGACCUCCCCGGCAUCGUCGCUCUGCUCGGAUCGUUGAUUUGCCUGCUCGUGGCGCUGGAAGACGGUGGUGUUACGAAACCGUGGAAUAACAGCGUCCCCAUCGGCACGCUGAUCGGUUUCGGUUUGUUGGCUAUUCUGUUUGUGUUCAUCGAAUGGAAACAGGGUGAGCGGGCAAUGAUUGUGCCACGCAUUAUGAGGCGGCGAACAAUCUACACUCUCGCUUUGUUUAACGUGUGCGCGCAAGGUGGUGGGUUUGCGAGGACGUACAAUUUGCCCGACUACUUCCAAGCUGCUCAGGGGGUUUCAGCCUCCGAAUCCGGAAUCCGUACUCUGCCUACGGUCUUGACUGUUUCAAUCUUCAGCUUAGCUGGCUCUAUACUACUCGGAAAGGUCGGCUACUACCAACCGUUCCUUUGGGUCGGCGCAACUUUCAUGACGGUCGGUGCAGGUAUGAUAUACAGUCUUGUCCCCAGCUCUCCGGCAGCACAUUACAUAGGGUAUCAAGUCCUAGCAGGCAUUGGGACAGGGCUAGUGAUUCAACUUCCUGUUAUUGUGGGACAGGCGAUUGCCCAGCGUUCAGAUAUGGCUGUUACCAUCGCUAUUUCGCUCUUCUACCAGUUCAUAGGUGGCACAAUCGGUGUCUCUGUGGCCCAAAACAUCCAGAAUCACGUACUGAUAAACUCGUUGCCCACGAACAACCCCAACAUCACCGCUGCCAAAGUGAUGGAAGCUGGAUCGACCGGGCUGCGUCUUAGUUUCCCCGACCCGGCUGAUCUCCAGAUUGUGGUGAACGCAUACAUGAGUGGACUGCGCGCGGCGUGGAUCUGGACAAUUGCGCUUUGUGGAUUGGCAUUUUUGAUCUCGUUCACAACCGAAUGGAAGAGCAUUAAGCCAGAAGAUCUGAAGAAAAAGGCGGAGAAGAAAGCGGUCGAUGGAGCUUAA
Molecule: messenger RNA, 1653 nt
Organism: Talaromyces atroroseus
Lineage: Eukaryota; Fungi; Ascomycota; Eurotiomycetes; Eurotiales; Trichocomaceae
Exons: 4
Coding region: 1-1653 (550 amino acids)
Biological process (GO): transmembrane transport
Molecular function (GO): transmembrane transporter activity
Source: RefSeq, a predicted model, not a curated record